UCAUAGGUUACUCCAUCGUCCAAUCGUAUCGCUCUAAAAGUAAAAAAAAAAACAGUAGUACACUACGCUUCUCUUCUGCGCAGACUCACACACAGAGGAAGAAACAGGUCUCCCUUCCCACAGAGGAUUUAAAGUCUCCUUAAAAGGCUCUUAGGAGCUCAUCACCACCAGUAAAGCUGUAUAAGCACCGGGUUGACGGGACCGAAGGAAGUGGCGCGUCAUACGGGGAGCUGCCUGCUGACAUCGCCAUGAGUUACAAACCCAUUGCUCCUGCGCCAUCUGGCUCCAACCACACACCUCCAGGCUCUUCUGUGCCCUCUCCAUCUCUGCCCUCGUCAUCCAACUUUAGGCCGGCUUUCAGUGACUUUGGCCCACCCUCCAUGGGCUUUGUUCAGCCUGUCAAAGUGUCUCAAGGGUCCACCUACAGUGAGCUUUUGUCUGUCAUUGAGGAGAUGAGCCGUGAGAUCAGGCCUACAUACGCUGGGAGUAAGAGCGCUAUGGAGAGGCUAAAGAGAGGUAUAAUCCAUGCCCGUGCACUGGUCAGGGAGUGUCUUGCAGAGACGGAGAGAAGUGCCCGCACAUAACCUUUUGGAAACAUCCCUUCACCUCUCACUCUUUCCCUGUAGAAACCUGGCCUCAUUAAGAUCCCCAUUGUCUGUUUUACAACCAUUUUUUACCCUCCCACCUUUUGCGCUUUCCUCGCUUGCUUUUUAUAGGUGCAUUAUGUCCUUCUUGUGUCCACUGUUCCCUUCAUUCCACCACACCCAUUUUGUUCAUUACAAACUUUCUGUGACCUUUUGGGGUGUAUGCAAAAUGCAGUUUUGUAUCUAUUUUGAAAUAAGAGUGUGGGGAAUUUCAACGCAUUUGUAAGUAGAGCUGUGGGUAAAAACUUCCGUGAAAUGGAUAGGAAUGUUUUAAGUAUUAUUUGUUCAAUAAUUGACCAAGAAAGUUUGGUUUUUUAAAUGAUUAAAUCAAUGUUCUAGUUGCACCUGUACGUAAGUUUCUAUUCUGAACAUCACUCUGCAACCACUGAAUAGUUUUUUGUUAAUCUGAGCAUCUUGAAUAUACCCCAUUUCUAUUUACCCUUGCUUUGUUUUCAUCCUAUUUUGUAGUGUAAACACACAGUAGAUGUUUCUCAAUCCCAAGAACUCUGUACAUCUCAAGUCAAUUUGUUUAGUAUGGGAAUUUUGUAAACCAGAUUUUUGCAGUUCUGUAUGUAUAUCUUAAUUAAAUAACAGAAAAAAAACAA
Siniperca chuatsi (mandarin fish) is the source of this 1249-nucleotide messenger RNA. RefSeq names its product cyclin-dependent kinase 2 associated protein 2 (gene cdk2ap2). Gene Ontology annotation, biological process: regulation of microtubule cytoskeleton organization; negative regulation of G1/S transition of mitotic cell cycle. The record is from RefSeq and is a predicted model, not a curated record. Bases 249 to 584 code for a protein of 111 amino acids. Gene Ontology annotation, cellular component: cytoplasm; microtubule; nucleus. The transcript is spliced from 5 exons. Lineage: Eukaryota; Metazoa; Chordata; Actinopteri; Centrarchiformes; Sinipercidae.